This is a messenger RNA of Pteropus alecto (black flying fox), 1950 nucleotides long. It is a transcript of the gene CD82, whose product is annotated as CD82 molecule. The transcript has 11 exons. The record is from RefSeq and is a predicted model, not a curated record. Gene Ontology annotation, cellular component: membrane. The coding region runs from base 311 to 1114 and encodes 267 amino acids. NCBI's taxonomy places the organism in Eukaryota, Metazoa, Chordata, Mammalia, Chiroptera, Pteropodidae.
CUGAUUCACUCUGCGCAGACAUGGAGAAACUGCUGAGGGGAGGGAAGAGGCCAGCAUUCUAGUUUCUUGAAGUUAGUUCCAGCUCUUCUGUUUACAGGCCGUGGGACCUUCCGUGUGUACGUGCCACAAGAUGCUAAUCAUUUCCGGCCGUGGUGACCCCUGGCUCUUUGUGGGGGUAGCUGGAUUUCCCCACCGUGACUCGAAGCUUCCUGAGGGGGAGCACGUCUCCUAGGACUCAUAUUCUGAGGAACCACUCCAGCAAAAGUUGCUCUGGUCCUGUCAUUGGACAGGAAACUCCAGGGCCGGCAGGAUGGGGUCAGCCUGUAUCAAGAUCACCAAAUACUUUCUCUUCCUCUUCAAUUUGCUCUUCUUUAUCCUGGGCGCGAUGAUCCUGGGCUUCGGGGUGUGGAUCCUGGCUGACAAGAGCAGUUUCAUCUUUGUCCUGCAGACCUCCUCCAGCUCGCUCACCGUGGGGGCCUACGUCUUCAUUGGCGUGGGGGCCGUCACCAUGCUCAUGGGCUUCCUGGGCUGCAUCGGCGCCGUGAACGAGGUCCGCUGCCUGCUGGGACUGUACUUCGUCUUCCUCCUCUUGAUCCUCGUCACCCAGGUCGCUGCUGGAGUCCUUUUCUACUUCAACAUGGACAAGGUGAAGCAGGAAAUGGAUGGCAUCAUAACCAAGAUCAUUCAGAACUACAAGGAUGGUCAGGAGGACAAACUGCAGGAGGCCUGGGACUACGUGCAGGCCCAGGGGAAGUGCUGCGGCUGGGAAGACUUCCACAACUGGACAGAAAAUACUGAGCUCAUGAAUCGCACCAACGUCACCUACCCCUGUUCUUGCGAGAACAAGACGGAGGAUGACAGCGCCCUCGUGAGGAAGGGCUUCUGCGAGGCCUACAGCGUCAACGAGACACAGAGCGGCAACAGCCCCCAGGACUGGCCCGUGUAUCAGGAGGGCUGCAAGAGUAAGGUGCAGGCGUGGCUGCAGGACAACCUGGGCAUCAUCCUGGGCGUGUGCGUGGGCGUCGCUGUCAUCGAGCUCCUGGGGAUGCUCCUUUCCAUCUGCUUGUGCCGGCACAUCCAUUCCGAAGACUACAGCAAAGUCCCCAAGUACUGAGACAGCUGCUGUCCCCACCGCCCUACCUGUGCCCCAACCUCAGGGGCCGCAGGGGGUCUCCCUGGCUCCCCUCUCUAGGCCCGCCUCCCACCUCACUGCCAAGACCCCUUGUCCGUCCUGUGCUGGCCGGAAGGUGGGGGGCUUUCUGGGGCUUGGACUCCUUUACCCUUCCUGCCUCCAGCCUUGAGCCCGGCUGUUCUGUGACCCCUCAGCUCACUGCCUGCUGGGGUUCUCUGAGCAACUCAGAGAAGACACUCCCCACAGCAUGUCUGCAUAGGUGGGCUGGGUUUCUCCUUGCCUUGGGGGCUGUAUAUUUUGUAUGUGGGAAAGUGUAUUAAAAAUUAGGGGGUAGGGAUAAGGCACCCUGGGUUGUCAGGGGGCUGCCCACUGCGUGGGUCAACUUUUUUUCCACUAUGAUGCAUAUAUCUUUGGUUUUCACAUUUCUAUUAAAGGUUGUAGGAGAGGGUGGGCUUUACCUGAUGUUAGGGGUGGCACCCCUUUCCCAGGCCAUGACCCAGCCCAGCCCAGGCAGCUCAGAUCUGCCCUGGGGCCGUGAAGUAGGGGUAGAGCCUAGAUGAGCUAAGUUGAACAGGGUCUGGACUGCUUAGGGAACCGGAGGGGCACGUCCUCAGGCUGUGUCACAGAGCAGGUACUGCAUUCACUAAGAAUUCCCUGAGCUGUUCAGGGAAGGGGGGAGGAUGCUUUCUCCUGUCCUGUGCUCCCUGGGGAGAGGGUGGGUGAGGCUGUGCCUUAUAGGGGAGUGGGAGGGGCUCCGUGCACAGUUCCCGAGCAUACCUGAGAUUUGAAGAAUGAGUAAUAAAGAGGAUUUGUAACAA